Rubroshorea leprosula is the source of this 570-nucleotide messenger RNA. NCBI's taxonomy places the organism in Eukaryota, Viridiplantae, Streptophyta, Magnoliopsida, Malvales, Dipterocarpaceae. The record is from the annotation of a GenBank genome assembly.
CAUUCCUUCUUCUCGUAAUUUUCUGUUUUUGAUUGAAGAAAUGGAAUUUUCUUUGCUGGAAAGUCGGCUCAUUUUUUAUGAAAUCAGAGAAGCAACCAACGGAACAUGCUAAAAUUGUGUCACUUUUGUGUGCCUCAUGGCAGCAAGCUUUCUUUGGGUUCUAUGGAGAAGUAGGAUCAUGGAAAGAAGCAAAGCAAUUCAACUCGAAAGGUAAGUCCUAUUGUUUUUCUUUAGGUUCCAUGGCAGCCGUCAAGUUCAUCCGCAGUGUUCAAGCAUGGGUUUGUGAAACAUUUGGCAUAGAAAAGACAAUCUUAUCGGUGACCAUGGCUACUCCCGAGGACACGAGAAUUAAUGCUGAGCACAUUAGAAUUGCUGAUCAGUUUGUAGAAGUUUCAGGGGGGACAAACAACAGUAACUAUACCAUUGUGUGACUUAUUGUUGAGGUGAGUUUAUCGAAUUCUUAUUACAACUUGCUUCCAAAUUAUACCUGUGAAUUGCAUUUCUUGAGACAUUUGAUUACACUCAUUGAUUAUUGGUUGUUCUUGGUAGGAGUAAAGAAUUUUUAAUGCU